Molecule: messenger RNA, 466 nt
Organism: Notechis scutatus (mainland tiger snake)
Lineage: Eukaryota; Metazoa; Chordata; Lepidosauria; Squamata; Elapidae
Source: RefSeq, a predicted model, not a curated record
GGCACCUGGAUUUCACAUGCCACAAGACCCCAAGCUUCCUUGCAUUCUGAUUGGCCCUGGAACUGGAAUUGCACCUUUUCGCAGCUUCUGGCAACAGCGGCUCUUUGAUCUCAAACAUAAAGGGCUGAAACCAUGCCCCAUGACACUGGUCUUCGGUUGCCGACAAUCCAAGAUCGAUCACAUUUACAAAGAAGAGACUUUGCUGGCCAAGAGCAGUGGGGUGUUGAAGGAGCUGUUCACAGCCUAUUCUCGUGAACCAGAAAAACCAAAGAAAUAUGUGCAGGACAUACUGCAGGAGCAAUUGGCGAGCUCAGUCUACAAAGCCCUGAAGGAGAAGGGUGGCCAUGUCUACGUGUGCGGUGAUGUCACCAUGGCUGGAGACGUCCUCAAGACCAUCCAAAGUAUCGUUCAGGAACAGGGGAAGCUGUCAGCCGAGGAAGGCAUCGCGUUCAUUAGCAAGCUGAGG